Molecule: messenger RNA, 4063 nt
Organism: Pteropus alecto (black flying fox)
Lineage: Eukaryota; Metazoa; Chordata; Mammalia; Chiroptera; Pteropodidae
Gene: SORCS2
Product: sortilin related VPS10 domain containing receptor 2
Exons: 31
Coding region: 1-3687 (1228 amino acids)
Cellular component (GO): membrane
Molecular function (GO): protein binding
Source: RefSeq, a predicted model, not a curated record
AUGUGGACCAAUCAGCUGGCUCGUCUAGAGCAGGCGGGCGUGCGGCGCGUGGCGUGCGGCGUGCGGACGCCCCUUCGGACCCGCUCGGCGCGGCCUCCUGAGGGCGGUGUUCGGCCUCCCGCCCGCUGUCUCCGCGCCGCAGGGGCCCCGGGCCCCCUCGCGGUGCCCACCCAGCCACCCGAGACUGGGAGACCCGAGCGACGAACCGGCGAGCUGAACGACGGGCUGUUAGGAGAGAAGCGUUUUGCGUGUGUACCCAGAGAGGUGGGGAGCGAUGGGGCUCGGGGCAUGGGGAAGCACCGGUUCUUCAUCCAGGUGCUGGGGUCACGGCCCCCCACCAUCCCUGCUGCUUAUGGGGACUUGGCUCUCAGCUCUCCGAGCUUCCUGCCCCCUCGUCACGGCCUUGCCCCCACCCGACGGCUGCUGGUCUCCCAGUACUCGCUGCUCUCUGAAGCGACCUUGCCUCAGGAGCUGUCCCCCCACUCGGGGACAGAAGUGUCUCAUGAGCACAUGGAACUGGGGCGCUGGGCGCGGGCGGCGCCGGUGGCCGGAGCGGCUUCGCCUGCGCAGGUCUCGCUCAUCAGCACAUCGUUCGUGCUCAAGGGGGACGCGACGCACAACCAGGCGAUGGUGCACUGGACGGGCGAGAACAGCAGCGUGAUCUUGAUCCUGACGAAGUAUUACCACGCAGACAUGGGGAAGGUUCUGGAAAGUUCUCUGUGGCGGUCGUCGGACUUCGGGACGUCGUACACCAAACUCGCUCUGCAGCCCGGCGUCACCACCGUCAUCGACAGCUUCUACAUUUGCCCAACGAACAAGAGGAAGAUCAUGCUGGUGAGCUCCUCGCUCGGCGACCGUGACCAGAGCCUGUUCGUCAGCACGGACGAGGGCGCCACCUUCCAGAAGCAGCUCGUCCCCUUCUCUGUGGAAACGCUGAUCUUCCACCCCCAGGAGGAGGACAAGGCCCUGGCCUACACCAAGGAGAGCAAGCUCUACGUGUCGUCUGACCUGGGGAAGAAAUGGACACUUCUGCAGGAGCGAGUGACCAAAGACCACGUGUUCUGGGCUGUGUCUGGGGUGGACGCCGACCCUGACCUGGUCCACAUGGAAGUCCAGGACCUCGGAGGAGGUUCCCGGUACGUCACCUGCCAGAUCCACAACUGCUCCGCCAAGACGCUGACGGCCCCGUUUGCGGGCCCCAUCGACCACGGCUCCCUCACGAUGCAGGACGAUUACAUCUUCUUUAAGGCCACCUCAGCCAACCGGACCAAGUACUACGUCUCCUUUCGUCGCAACGACUUCGUCCAGAUGAAGCUGCCGAAAUACGCAUUGCCCAAGGAUCUGCAGAUCAUCAGCACAGACGAGAGCCAGGUGUUCGUGGCCGUGCAGGAGUGGCACCAGACGGACACCUACAACCUGUACCAGUCCGGCCCGCGGGGCGAGCGCUACUCACUGGUGCUGGAGGGUGUCCGCAGCUCCCGUCAGGCCGAGGAGGACGUGGUCAUCGACAUCCUGGAGGUCCGCGGGGUGAAAGGCGUCUUCUUGGCAAACCGCAAAGUCGAUGGGAAGGUGGUGACGCUUAUAACCUACAACAAGGGCCGUGACUGGGGUCACCUGAGGCCGCCCAGCGAGGACAUGAACGGGAAGCCGACCAACUGCAAGCCUCCGGACUGCCACCUCCACCUGCACCUGCGCUGGGCAGACAACCCCUACGUAUCGGGCACCGUGCACACCAAGGACAACGCCCCAGGCCUCAUCAUGGGCGCAGGGAACCUGGGCUCACAGCUGGUGGAAUAUAAGGAGGAAAUGUACAUCACGUCAGACUGUGGGCACACCUGGCGGCAGGUGUUUGAGGAGGAGCACCACGUCCUCUACCUGGACCACGGCGGAGUCAUCGUGGCCAUCAAGGACACCUCCAUCCCCUUGAAGAUCCUCAAGUUCAGUGUGGACGAGGGCCUCACCUGGAGCACACACAACUUCACCAGCACCUCCGUGUUUGUGGACGGGCUGCUGAGCGAGCCGGGGGAGGAGACGCUGGUCAUGACCAUCUUCGGCCACAUCAGCUUCCGCUCGGACUGGGAGCUGGUGAAGGUGGACUUCCGGCCCUCGUUCUCCAGGCCGUGUGGCGAGGAGGACUACAGCUCCUGGGACCUCACCGACCUGCAGGGCGACCGCUGUCUCAUGGGCCAGCAGAGAAGCUUCCGGAAGAGGAAGCCCGCGUCCUGGUGCACCAAGGGCCGGAGCUUCACGUCGGCGCUGCGGACGCACGUGUGCGAGUGCCGAGCCUCGGACUUCCUCUGCGACUACGGAUUUGAGCGCUCCCCCUCUUCAGAGUCUGACGCAGGCCAGUGCUUUGCCAACUUCUGGUUCAACCCGCUGUCCCCCCCUGACGACUGUGUCCUGGGCCAGACCUACGCCAACAGUCUCGGGUACCGGAAGGUGGCGUCCAGCGUGUGCGAGGGCGGCGUGGACCUGCGGCAGAGCCCGGCCCAGCUGCAGUGCCCCCUGAUGCCGCCCCGGGGCCUGCAGGUCAGCAUCCGCGGCGAGGCGGUGGCCGUGAGGCCCGGGGAGGACGUGCUGUUCGUGGUGCGGCAGGAGAAGGGCGACGUCUUGACCACCAAGUACCAGGUGGACCUCGGGGACGGCUUCAAGGCCAUGUACAUGAACCUCACGUUGACCGGGGAGCCCAUCCGGCACCGCUACGAGAGCCCUGGCAUCUACCGCGUGUCCGUCAGGGCAGAGAACAUGGCCGGGCACGACGAGGCGGUGCUCUUUGUCCAGGUCAACUCCCCCCUGCAGGCCCUCUACCUCCAAGUGGUUCCCGUCGUCGGCGUCAACCAGGAGGUGAACCUCACAGCCGUGCUGCUGCCCCCGAACCCCAACCUCACCGUCUUCUACUGGUGGAUCGGCCCCAGCCUGCAGCCCUUGCUGUCCCUGGAUCACUGGGUGACCACGCGGUUCGUGGGCGCAGGGGACGUGCGUGUGACCGUGCAGGCCGCCUGCGGGAGCUCCGUGCUGCAGGACUCCAAGGUCGUCCGCGUGCUGGAUCAAUACCAGAUUGUGCCUCUGCAAUUUUCCAAGGACCUGGACGCACACAACCCCAACACCCCGGAGUGGAGAGAGGACGUCGGCCUGGUGGUCACCCGACUCCUCUCCAAGGAGACCGGCAUCCCUGAGGAGCUGCUGGUGACCGUGGUCAGGCCGGGACUGCCCACCCUGGCCGACCUGCACGUGCUCCUGCCCCCGCCCCGGCCCUCGAGGAAGAGGAGCCUUGUGAGUGACAAGAGACUCACGGCCAUCCGGCAGGUGCUGAGCGCACAGAAGAUCAGCUUCCUCCUGCGGGGCGGGGUCCGCGUCCUGGUGGCAGAGAGGGAGGCAGACACAGGUGCUCAGAGGCUGGGAAGGAGCAGUGGCUACUGGGCGGUGGCCGUCCUCUUUGUCAUCGGACUCUUCGUGGUGGGAGCCUUCAUCCUCUACAAGUUCAAAAGGAAACGCCCGGGCAGGACCGUGUACGCCCAGAUGCGCAACGAGAAGGAGCAGGAGAUGACCAGCCCCGCCAGCCGGCAGAGCGCCGUCCAGGGUGAGGGGUUUGUAGGUGAUGAUCUCGACUCGCAGACUCUAGGGAACCACUCGGGGGUGGUCCUGAGCAUCAACUCCCGCGAGAUGCACAGCUACCUGGUGAGCUGAUGCCAGCGGAGGCCGGAGCCCCGAACAGUCUCCUCUCUGUCGUUUCGUCCGCGUGGAGGGCACAGAACCACAGACACGGCCGGCACUGGUGCUGAGACCGGCAUCCCCUCGGGGGCCAGCUGAACGGCCUCCUCCUCCAGCUGCCCCUCCCUCCGUUCAGCCCCCUCCCACCCAGCUCACGGUCGCAGAGGCGGGGGGGCUGCUGCCCCCUGCCAUCCUGGACGCCAGGCCCAUGGCCUCCGCCCUGACUCCGGGCCCCAGGCAGCUGCCCCGGCUGCCCCACACCCUAUGGCCUCGGCCAAGGCCUGGCCUCUGGUGGCCAGUGCUGGUUCUCCCUGGGACAGGGAGGUGAGCCCCCCCUGGCUGCCUGCCCCCC